AUGAGUGAUACAGAUACAGAUACGCAUUUAAACCACAGAGGAUCUGUGGUAGGAAACAGUAAAAUGGAUGAAGAUAUCGUCUAUGAGAUGGCGGACCUAGAGAAAGGUUCCCAAGAUUUUAAGACAGUUCCAAUCUAUGAUUUUGAAGAACAAGUAUCCGAAGCUGUGGUUGAAGAGACAAAAUUGUCUUUGAUAAGUAGAUUUGCUGCCAGUUUAAACGCAGAAACUAAAGGUGUUGAGCCUAUUGAAGAUGAUGAAAAGACUGAUGAUUCUAUGAUCAAUGCCGCGUCUAUGUGGUUUUCAGCAAAUAUGGUUAUUGCAGCCUACGCAUUAGGUGGUCUUGGUCCAAUGGUUUAUGGUUUAAACUUUGGUACUUCCUGUUUAGUAAUUAUAUUUUUCAAUAUAUUGGGUGCUUUUUGGGUUGCAUUUUUCUCAGUAUUUGGAUCAGAAUUUGGUUUAAGACAAAUGAUUUUAUCUAGAUUUUUAAUUGGUAAUGCAACUGCGAGAAUCUUUUGUGUCAUUAAUAUCAUUGCAUGUAUCGGUUGGGGUAUUGUAAAUACGGUGGCAUCAGCACAAUUAUUAAACAUGGUGAACAUUCCGCACGAAUGUCCUCUUUGGGCAGGUUGUCUAAUCAUUGUUGGUUGUACAGUAUUGGUUACAUUCUUUGGUUAUAAUGUUAUUCAUUUAUAUGAAAAAUGGUCCUGGGUCCCAAAUUUUGCAGUUUUCUUAGUUAUUAUCGCUCGUAUAAAAAUUUCUGGUAAGUUUGAAAAUGGCCCUUGGGGUGGUGGCCCAGCUACUGCAGCUGGUGUUUUAUCAUUUGGUACUACUGUUUUUGGGUUUGCUGCUGGUUGGACUACUUAUGCUGCGGACUAUACAGUAUAUAUGCCAAGGGACUCUAACAAAUUGAAAAUGUUCUCCUCCUUAAUGGUCGGUCUAUUACUCCCAUUGUAUUUUACUAUGUUUAUCGGGGCUGCAGCUGGUGCAGCCGCAUUAAAUGACCCGGAAUGGAAGGCUCAUUAUGACAAGAAUGGAAUUGGUGGUAUCACAUACGCUAUCUUAGUACCUAACUCCCUAAAUGGGUUUGGUCAAUUCUGUUGUGUUUUAUUAGCUAUGUCGACAGUUGCAAACAAUAUUCCAAACAUGUAUACCAUCGCUUUAUCUGUUCAAGCUUUAUGGAAGCCAUUUUCUAAAGUUCCAAGAGUUGUUUGGACCAUGGCUGGUAACGCAUUUACUUUAGGUAUCGGUAUUCCUGCAUGCUACUAUUUUGAAACAUUCAUGCAAAGUUUCAUGGAUUCGAUCGGUUACUAUCUAGCUAUUUACAUUGCCAUUUCUGCAUCUGAACAUUUCUUCUACAGAAAGGGCUUUAAGGGCUAUAAUAUUGCUGAUUGGGAUACUAUUUCCAGAUUACCAAUUGGUAUUGCAGGUACUGUUGCUUUAAUUGCAGGUGCUUUUGGUGUUGCAUUAGGUAUGUCUCAAACAUAUUGGACAGGUGAAAUUGGUGGCCUGAUUGGACCACAUGGCGGUGAUAUUGGGUUUGAAAUGGGUGGCUCCUGGGCAUUUAUUGUCUAUAAUGUCCUAAGACCACUAGAAAAGAAGUAUACUGGUCGUUAA
Messenger RNA from Maudiozyma barnettii, 1611 nucleotides. Its product is annotated as cytosine permease. Gene Ontology annotation, biological process: cytosine transport; transmembrane transport. NCBI's taxonomy places the organism in Eukaryota, Fungi, Ascomycota, Saccharomycetes, Saccharomycetales, Saccharomycetaceae. The coding region runs from base 1 to 1611 and encodes 536 amino acids. Gene Ontology annotation, cellular component: plasma membrane; fungal-type vacuole membrane. Gene Ontology annotation, molecular function: nucleobase transmembrane transporter activity. The record is from RefSeq and is a predicted model, not a curated record. The transcript has a single exon.